Molecule: messenger RNA, 1467 nt
Organism: Jatropha curcas
Lineage: Eukaryota; Viridiplantae; Streptophyta; Magnoliopsida; Malpighiales; Euphorbiaceae
Gene: EPC1
Product: Nucleotide-diphospho-sugar transferases superfamily protein
Cellular component (GO): membrane
Molecular function (GO): glycosyltransferase activity
Source: RefSeq, a predicted model, not a curated record
AAAAUAAAAACAAACCGAUGUAACGACGGGCCAUACUGCAUCUCUAAUCACCAAUUAACUAUCGACACGUGUCUUUGUUUUCCAUUUUGGUGCACCCAAUUCUUUCUGCUUCGCAUUCUUCCCUUUCCCUCCCUCCUCUCAGUCCAUCCUCUUCAAAAACCUCUCCGCGCCGUUCACCGUUGAAGAACACCGCGAAAAGCACUGUCUGAUUUUAUACUUUCUUGCUUUACUUGCAGAGCCCGCUGAGUGGGCUUGUACUCUAGUCGUCCUGGAUCGGCUUGGCUGGCGAGUCACUGAGUCUGAGUUGAUUGUUAAUUCUAAGAAAAAAGAAGCAACACUGGCGGUGAUGAGAGGGAGCCUGUUGAAUAACCGUCGUGGGUUGCAGAGAUUUCGGCAACUCGCGAUUGCUGUUACUGGAUCGGUGAAAAUCAAGAUCUUAUUGUGUUGUUGUAUAGCUUUUACGAUGCUAGUGCUUGCUGGUCGAGCGUCAGAUUUCAUAAAGUGGACCAAACAUAGUGUUCCUACUCAGCAGUUCUCUGCUACGGGGAAAGGUUAUGCUAUUUUAAUUAACACUUGGAAGAGAUAUGAUUUGUUGAAGCAGUCAAUUUCUCACUAUUCAUCAUGUGCUGGACUGGAUUCUAUACAUAUUGUGUGGAGUGAGCCUAGUCCUCCAUCAGAAUCUCUAGUUAAGUAUCUAAACCAUGUCGUACAAUCGAACUCAAAAGGUGUGAGGCAGGUUGAAUUGAAAUUUGACAUCAACAAGGAAGACAGUUUGAAUAACAGAUUCAAAGAAAUUAAGGAUCUAAAGGCUGAUGCUGUUUUCUCAAUUGAUGAUGAUGUUAUAUUUCCUUGCUCUUCUGUGGAAUUUGCUUUCAAUGUUUGGCAAAGUGCUCCAGAUACAAUGGUGGGCUUCGUGCCCCGUGCCCAUUGGGUUGAUCGAUCGCAAGGGAAAAAGGACUACUACAUAUAUGGUGGAUGGUGGUCUGUUUGGUGGACAGGUACAUACAGUAUGAUACUCUCAAAGGCAGCUUUUUUCCACAAAAAGUAUCUAAGCUUAUACACGAAUGAGAUGCCAACAUCAAUCAGAGAAUACACAAGAAAGAACAGGAACUGUGAAGAUAUUGCAAUGUCCUUUCUCGUUGCAAAUGCAACUGGUGCUCCACCUAUCUGGGUUAAAGGUAGGAUAUUUGAGAUUGGUUCGACUGGAAUUAGUAGCUUGGGAGGUCAUAACGAAAAAAGAACACAAUGUGUUAACAGAUUUGUUGCGGAGUUUGGGCGAAUGCCCCUGGUAUCGACAUCUGUCAAAGCUGUUGACAGCCGCCAUGCCUGGUUUUGGUGAUUCUGGAGAUUCCUCCAGUUGCUGAAUUUCCACUUUUUUUGGUAAUCCAUUGAGCGAUUCCCAUUCUUUUUGAGCUGUAUAAUAGUUUAGCUUCUACAUUAUUUGUCUUUUUUUUUUUUUUUUUUUUU